UGGUUUCAGAAACUGGUUCCGUUACAAACCACAGCGUCACACCACAGCGAGACUGGGUUCCAGCUGAGGGGGUGUGUCGUUAGCUCGGCCCAGUUCGGCCCAGUUCGGUCCGGUUCUGCCCGGCUCGGUUCGGCUCGGUUCCUGACCCCGAACCGGUCAACCGGAGGAUAAACAACCACCGAAGAAGUUCUUCAAAGUACCGACGAACCCGGAGAGAGUCAAGUUUGAUCUGAGCGUGAUGUCAUCCUUUGUGGGCGUGGCCAGCCCCUGGGGAGCUGAUGAAGAGGAGGAGCAGUGGGACACAGACGCUGAUGAAGGUGGACACGAGACUCCUCCCCCUCUGGAUCCACUACAGCAGUUCCGGUGCUCCGAGGCCAGGAAGUGGUCGGGGGUGAAGACGAAGAGCGUCAGGAGGAAUCAAAGGAGGAGAUGCAAACAAGGCUGGUCGGUGGAGAAGGUGACUCAGCGUUUCCUCCAGAUGUUCCUCACGGUUCCCGACGGCGUGCUGGACCUCCGGCACGUGAGGACGAGUCUGCGUCCUCACGUGCAGCGAGUCGACGACAUCGCCAGCGUCCUGCAGAGCGUCCAGCUGGUGGAGCGGCGCUCGGCCCACGUGGUCAAGUGGAUAGGAGGAAGUCCCGUCAGCAGCUUCCUGUCCAGGAGCCAGCAGAAGCUCCAGAGGGAGAUGGAGAACCUGAAGGUGGUGGAGGAGACGCUGGACUCGCUCAUCAGGAGCUGCAGCCAGCAGCUGUUCAUCAUGACGGACGACCAGGAGACGUCACCAUAUCCUUCCUCAGCAGAAACCAUGAUGAAGACGAGAUUAAAGUUUUUAAAGUCUUUCUUUAAAAAACAGACUUGA
This is a messenger RNA of Limanda limanda (common dab), 859 nucleotides long. RefSeq names its product E2F transcription factor 6 (gene e2f6). Gene Ontology annotation, molecular function: RNA polymerase II cis-regulatory region sequence-specific DNA binding; DNA-binding transcription factor activity, RNA polymerase II-specific. The record is from RefSeq and is a predicted model, not a curated record. NCBI's taxonomy places the organism in Eukaryota, Metazoa, Chordata, Actinopteri, Pleuronectiformes, Pleuronectidae. The transcript is spliced from 6 exons. Gene Ontology annotation, cellular component: RNA polymerase II transcription regulator complex. Bases 239 to 859 code for a protein of 206 amino acids. Gene Ontology annotation, biological process: regulation of transcription by RNA polymerase II.